Molecule: messenger RNA, 716 nt
Organism: Paramecium octaurelia
Lineage: Eukaryota; Ciliophora; Oligohymenophorea; Peniculida; Parameciidae
Source: the annotation of a GenBank genome assembly
GAUAACUAACUGCUGAGAUUUGAAACAAGAAUACUCAAAAAAGGUAGAACUAAAUGAUGAAGUUACCAUCGUUCCAGAUUUUCAAAUCAGGAGAAAGUCAAUUCUUGGGAAUAAGGAGAAUGAGAAAAAAAUCAAUUGAUAGUACAAAUUUGAUUGAUUAUUUUAUUUGAAAUAUGGGUUGUUGUAUUAGUACUCCAUAUAUGUAUCCUGAUGGAGGAGUGUACGAUGGUGAACUCAAAAAUGGUCUUCCUGUAUAAUAUCUCAUUAAAUUUAGCAUGGAAAAGGUAAAAUAUAGUGGAAAAAUGGGGAUUUUUUUGAAGGAAAUUUUGAGGCUGGUAAGAAGACUGGAAAAGGAAUAUUUAAAUGGAAUGAUUCAUCUUAUUAUGAUGGAGAAUUUUUAAAUGAAAAUUUUCAUGGUUAUGGAGAGUAUUAAUGGUAUGGAGGAAGACUUUACAAAGGAUAAUGGGUUGAAGGCAAAAUGGAAGGGUAAGGAAUUUUAAUUGAUGAUGGCAAACAAUAUCAAGGUAUUAGGCUUAAUCUAUUAAUAAGGCUUAUUCAAAAAUGACAAAAAGGAAGGGCAAGGAGAAAUGACAUGGUCGAAUGGGUAAAAAUACAUCGGAGAAUGGAAGAAUGGAAAACAACAUGGCAAAGGAAAACUAAUUGAUACUAAUGGUCAUGUCACAGAAGGUUAAUGGGUUAAAGGCAAAAAAUAAUGA